GCAUUGCAUUGCAGUGUAGCAGGCAUCUCCGUGGGCAAUUGCUGGCUGGCCUAGCUAGCUAGAAGUAUCUCAUAUCCGGGUAUAGGAGUAUCUCUCUCGCUUUCUCUAGCCAUGACGCUGGUGAGGAUGCCUUGCCGCCUCUGCUGCUUCCUGCUCGUCGUCGCCGCCUCCGCCGUCUCCGGGCGGGGGCGGGUGGUCACCACCCUCCCGGGCUACGAGGGCCGCCUCCCCUUCCACCUCGAAACAGGGUAUGUGGAGGUGGACGAGGACGCCGGCGCGGAGCUCUUCUACUACUUCGUCCGGGCCGAGUCCGGCGCCGACGACAGCGACACCCCGUUCGUCCUCCGGAUCCCCGGCGGCCAACGCUGCUCCGCCUUCAGCGGCCUCGCCUACGAGAUAGGUCCCAUCAUGUUCGUCGUGGAGCCCUACAACGGCAGCUUGCCGCGCCUGCGCUACAACCCAAACUCGUGGACAAAGGUGGCGCAUAUUCUUUUUGUGGAUUCGCCAGUUGGGGCCGGGUUUUCCUUCUCCAGAGAUGCCAAAGGCUACAACGCUGGAGCGGUAUCAACCACGCUGCACUUGGCGAAGUUCCUCAACAAGUGGUUCAACGACCAUCCUGAGUACCAUGCAAAUCCUUUCUACAUCGAUGGAGAAUCAUACGCUGGAAAAAUUGUACCAUUCCUUGCACAGAUGAUUUCAGAAGGUAUUGGAGCAGGAAUGAAGUCGGCACCUCGUCUCAAGGGCUAUCUAGUGGGCAACCCGUCCACAGAGGAGCGUAUUGAUGUUAGCGCUAGAGUGCCUUGUGCUCACGGGUUUGGGAUUAUAUCACAUCAGUUGUAUGAGAUGAUAUUGGGGCAUUGCCAUGGAGAGGACUACUCCAAUCCUGCAAAAGAGUUGUGUGGUCAGGCACUGAAGACCUUCAAUGAUCUCACCUCGGAAGUUGCGCAAGGCCAUGUACUGCAGGAGAAAUGCGUCGCGGCGUCGUCGUCUCCUGUGCUGAACGCAAACAGCAGGGUGGCCGGCGGCUCGUCGUCGUGGGCCUCAGAUGGCAGGAAGAUCCUACGGGAGGAAGAAAUGGUGGGACGACGCGGAGUACUGGGCAAGCUAUUUCAUCCACCGGCUCUUCCUCCAUUCAGUUGCAGAGUUUACCGGUACUACCUGUCGUAUUUCUGGGCAAACGACAGGCGCACCCGGGAUGCUCUUGGGAUCAAGGAGGGCACCGUGGAUGAGUGGGUCAGAUGCCACAACGACGACCAAGAGUUGCCUUACGAGAGCGAGCUGAAGAGUGUCGUCAAGUACCACCGGAACCUGACGUCCAGAGGCUACCGAGCCAUGGUAUACAGCGGCGACCAUGACCUGCUGGUGCCACAUCUGGGCACCCAGGCCUGGGUCAGGUCGCUCAACUUCCCCGUCGUGGACGACUGGAGGGCGUGGCAUCUCGGUGGCCAGUCAGCUGGAUUUACAAUAACUUACUCAAACAACAUGACAUUCGCGACGAUCAAGGGCGCCGGGCAUACAGCACCUGAGUACGAGCCGGAGAGGUGUUUCGCCAUGUUCAGCCGUUGGAUCCUCAACCGGCCACUCUAAUCCAUCGGUGAAUGAAGAGAUUCGUGUGUAAAUCUUUCUUCACGAAACUACUGGCUAUAAGAUGUACGUGGAUGGAAUAAAAUGCUGGCUAUGAACCCUUGAUGCUGAUGAUAUAUACUCCAUCAGUGUGGUGAAGCCAGAUAUGUAUUGUAGGAAUAAAUAAAAGUACAAAACGGAUGUACAAAGGUACGUACAGUGCCCUCUAGCUACGCUACAUUAGCAAUAUACACGUUCAUAUACAUAAUUUUC
Messenger RNA from Zea mays, 1836 nucleotides. Its product is annotated as serine carboxypeptidase 1. The record is from RefSeq and is marked provisional. Gene Ontology annotation, biological process: proteolysis; secondary metabolic process. The transcript has 14 exons. NCBI's taxonomy places the organism in Eukaryota, Viridiplantae, Streptophyta, Magnoliopsida, Poales, Poaceae. Gene Ontology annotation, molecular function: serine-type carboxypeptidase activity; acyltransferase activity, transferring groups other than amino-acyl groups. The coding region runs from base 112 to 1587 and encodes 491 amino acids.